Brassicogethes aeneus is the source of this 1269-nucleotide messenger RNA. The record is from the annotation of a GenBank genome assembly. NCBI's taxonomy places the organism in Eukaryota, Metazoa, Arthropoda, Insecta, Coleoptera, Nitidulidae.
AUGAAGCACAAAGGUAGACAGUCUGCUAACAAGGCGGAAGAGGUGCCGGAAAGCGAUGCGGAAAACGCCGGCGAGCAGAACGGCAACGACGUAGAACCGGAGGAGAUAAAGAAGCGGGCUUCUAAAGGUAAACAAUCUAAAACUUUUGAGCGCGAUUCCGGCGACGAAAGGAGCGACGAAGAGGGGUCCGAAGUCGAUACGAAGAAGAAAAAGGCGAGCAAACGGGCCGCAGCCAAGAAAGCCGCAGAAGAUAGCGACAAUAACGACGAAAAAUCGGAGGAGGAGGAGUCCGAGCCGGAAACUAAGAAGAAGAGGGCCAGCAAGGCGAGCAAAAGGGCAUCGCCCAAAAAAGCCGCCGUAGAUAACGACCAUAACGACGAAACCUCCGACCAGGAGGAGUCCGAGCCGGAAACCAAGAAGAGAUCCAGCAAGGUGAACAAAAGAACCCCGGCAAAAAAGGCUGUUGAAGAAAGCGACGGAAAAUCCGACGAGGAGUCUGAGCCGGAAACCAAGAAGAGAUCCAGCAAGGUGAACAAAAGAACCCCGGCAAAAAAGGCUGUUGAAGAAAGCGACAAUGACGCCGAAAAAUCCGACGAGGAAGGGUCUGAACCGGAAACUAAGAAGAAAAAGGCCAUCAGAGCCAGCAAAAAGGUGGCUGCUAAAAAGGCUGAUAAACAAAAGGACAAUGAGGAUCAGAAUGACGAGGGCGAAGAGGACGGGGAAGAUUAUGAGGUUGAGAAAGUGCUGGACAUGAAAUACAUCAAAGGUGUGAAACAUUUUCUCAUCAGAUGGAAGGGCUACGAGCCUGAAAGCGACACUUGGGAGCCUCACAACACUUUGGAGUGCUCCGAACUUAUUUCUGAGUUCCUGAAGAAGAAAAAACCAUCCAAAGAAGAGGGAAAGAAGAAGAAACCAAAAAAAACUACCUCAUCCCUAUCGGAGGAAGCUUGGAACGAAAAUGAGGACUUUGAAGUCAUCAAAAUCCUGGAUGUGCAUUUUAACAAAAAUGGCAGCAGGGAGUUCUUGGUGGUUUGGAAGGGAUAUCCCUCCUCUGAAAGCACCUGGGAGCCAGAGAAGAACAUGGACUGCAAGGAAAUGAUUGAGAGGUUCAUGUCAAAGGUCGAAAAGGCACAAGAAUCCACCCAAAAAGAGUUGAGGAUUCAUAGAAAACAAACUGAUAGAUUUACUUUGAACACAAAGGAUACAGGCAGAAGACUCAGUAAACGGGGACAAGGACAACAAAGAGUCCAUUAUUUUGAUGCUGAAUAA